Messenger RNA from Spirometra erinaceieuropaei, 1147 nucleotides. NCBI's taxonomy places the organism in Eukaryota, Metazoa, Platyhelminthes, Cestoda, Diphyllobothriidea, Diphyllobothriidae. The record is from the annotation of a GenBank genome assembly.
AUGAGCGCCGAUGGGGAUGUUGCCAACUUUAAAAAUGAACCCGGUCUUGAACUUAUUGGCACCUCAAAGAAGGCCUCGAUGAAAAAGGAUUUUCGAAAACAGUUCUCCUCAAAAGUGGGUGAGAAGUUUCCGCCCAACGAUGAGACCAGCAGUCGCAGUACAGUGAAUUCAAAUCUUGAUGAUCGAACAAAGAUGCCAGAAAGUAGUCGGAAGGCAGGCUGCGUUAUGGAACUGAGCGUACCGGCGGAUCUGAAUCCAAACAUCGAAGUUGGGGAUACAAAGAUUAAGUAUCAAUUGCGCGUAAGUUUUUUAACCAUCCUUUUUACAAAGACUUCUCUUGUUCAAUUUUUUCCCUCUUCGAACCUCACUCGGGGUCUCCUAACCGCAUCGGGCUCACCACCUUGAGAACUGUAAUCGUCAGUACUUCCCAGUUAUUGAUAGCUAGUCAUUACAUGACUGCUUUUUGUGCUCCAGGCCCGGAGCUCCGAAAUAAAUCUAAAAUGUUCACUUCUAUUCCGCAAUCGAAGUAUAUCAGAAACGCAGAUCUCAUAUGAAAGUUCGACGAAGCGAAGUCUUGUGGUUGUGUAUACGUUCACUUAGUCCCCUACUCUGUAUGGAUGUGUUCAACAAAAAGCAGUUUAAAGGUAAAGUGGUGAGUAUGGGAAACGCACGAGGACAGGUAGUUACAAAAAAAACACCGUAAAAUUCAAAAUGUUGUGGUCAGCGUCAAACCGGCUCUCAUAAAUUAGGCAUCAUAAAACAAUAGGUUAGGCAAUUCAGAAUACCUGCAUUUCUUCAUUACAACUAUCCGUCGGAUAUUCCUGAACUCAAAAUAGCGUUUCAAAUUCAGCUUCAGUCGAAAUUACACCCACUUAACCAGGUGUGUUGGCAUAAUUGUGUUCUGUAUGUAGAAGGCCUUUAAAGCACAAAUGUACUCUAUGCCUAUACUAAAAAAUAAUCUUUCGGAAAAGAACGAGAUGGGAAAUUGCUCCGAGCAAAUUGCUGCUUCAACGUGUUUUUUCUCAACUUUCAGGUACACAUGGACGUAAAGGGCUCCCGAAAGUCUGAAAAGUUGGAUCAACCCAUAACGAUUUCGGAGGAACUCCUGCCAAAUUACAAGAUGCAGUACAUUAACUUCGUCGACUAA